AUGGCACCACCGACCCGAAGGCGCAUCUACAGUCUUUCCAGAUCGCGAUGGGAAGGUGCAAACUCAUGGAACGUGAACGAGACGCUGACUAGUGCCUCCUCUUCGUCAAAAACCUCAAAGGGGCCGGAAACCUCAAACAUGGACCUUUGGAGUCUAUCUCAAAGAGAAGACGAACCACUCCGUGAAUUCAUGAACAUGUUCAAGCUGGUAAUGGCAAGAGUCACUGGAAUCAGCGACAAAGUGGCAGUCGACGCUUUGCGGAAAACUCUCUGGUACAGGUCAAAACUCCGGCAAUGGAUAUCCCUUGAAAAACCGAGAACAAUCCAGGACGCUCUUCACAAGGCAACGGACUUCAUCAUGAUUGAAGAAGAGAUGAAAGGAAAGACUUCCGGAAAUUCCUGGACUAGGAACCAGUUCAAGGAUAAUUCCUACUGCAAAGUUCUCGGCGCAAGGUUUGCUGCGAAGCUCCUCGCCGGCGAAAUUUCGAAGGUCACAUGCAUAAAAGACCUCCUCCUGGAUUCCAAUCUCCCUCCCAAAACUGACAAAGAGUCCCCCGAAAAUGACACCCGCGAAAAUCAGUCGGGCGAGAAACGCGGAAGGAGGCAGGAUGACCGAGGAAACAACAACAACCGUCGAAGGGCUGAGGCGAGUUCAAGCUGGCUGGCUCGGUCCCCAACCGACGACGCCCCUAAUGACAAGAUCGUCUUCGAAGAGCGAGAAACCAUCGGAAUCGACAAACCUCACUGCGACCCAUUGGUUAUCGAUCUGGUAUUCCAAGACCUGGAAGUGGGGAGGAUCCUUAUUGACAUGGGAAGCACAGUCAACGUCAUCUUCCGCGAUACCCUCCGGAGGAUGAACAUUGAACUCGGAGAAAUCAAUCAAACUCCCAGUGAUGGUAAAGAGGUGACGAAAAUCAUUGACUUCGCGGUAGUCAAUAACCCGGUCAUCUACAAUGUCAUCAUGGGAACUCCUUGGAUCAAUGCCAUGAAAGCGGUACCGUCGACUUACCACCUUGGCAUCAAGUUCUCAACUCCAAACGGAACAGCGGUAAUCUGGGGAUGCCAGGAACAGUCUAGACUCUGCUUCUUGGCCGAGCAUAAACUACGACAAACUCGGAACACCCCCGUGGUCAACCCGAUGCGGGCUAAGAAAGCUCAAAACGCUCCCUAG
Brassica oleracea var. oleracea is the source of this 1170-nucleotide messenger RNA. RefSeq lists its product as uncharacterized. The transcript has 5 exons. The coding region runs from base 1 to 1170 and encodes 389 amino acids. NCBI's taxonomy places the organism in Eukaryota, Viridiplantae, Streptophyta, Magnoliopsida, Brassicales, Brassicaceae. The record is from RefSeq and is a predicted model, not a curated record.